Molecule: messenger RNA, 1053 nt
Organism: Puccinia triticina
Lineage: Eukaryota; Fungi; Basidiomycota; Pucciniomycetes; Pucciniales; Pucciniaceae
Exons: 3
Coding region: 1-1053 (350 amino acids)
Biological process (GO): translation
Cellular component (GO): ribosome
Molecular function (GO): structural constituent of ribosome
Source: RefSeq, a predicted model, not a curated record
AUGUCCAGCUCAGCAGCCAAGAGGAUCAGACUGCCCACCAUCAAGCCAGCACCCAGAUACGCAGCACAGUCCCAGCUAACCACGACCUACGACCAGCCCAUCCCAGGCCUCACCCAUGGCCAAUCAGUCCAACACGUCCUCCUCCACAAGUUCGACAUCAGCCGUCCAGAACAGAUCGCCUUCGAUGGGCCCGACCAGCUCCUCUAUCCCCUCUCCAGCUUCGUCUUCGGACAGCCCUUCCGCUCGGAUAUCAUCCAUCGCUGCGUGAACUUCGAACGCAGUCUCAUGCGAUCCGGUAGUGCCAACACAAAAACUAGAUCGGAAGUCGCGAUGUCGGGACGUAAGUUGAGGCCCCAGAAAGGCUCAGGAAGAGCACGAUUGGGUGAUGCAUCCUCGCCGACGCUCCGGAAGGGAGGCGCAGCGUUUGGGCCGAAGCCGAAGGACUGGGCGCAGGGGAUUCAACGGAAGGUGUGGGAGCUAGGACUCCGGACGGUGUUGAGCCAACGAUGGCGGGAGGGCCGGCUGAUAGUGGUGGACAAGUUCGAGAUGGAUGGGCAAUCGGAAGCCAGCGAGCAGCUGGCCCGGCUCAUCAAGCAUCGGGACUGGUCGAGUGCCCUGAUGAUCGCCGGGGGACAUUGGGGCACCGAGGCAUCCGGAUGGAAGGCCCCCGGACUGCUCCGCCAGGCACUCGCGCGCACCCAUCUCGUCCAGGACGGCAUCCGGCUCGGACAGGCCGGCCCCGAGUGGGCCCGCAUCCAACGCGCCAAGAUCCUCCCGGUCCUCAACAAGAUCGACCUGGCCCAUCCAAACGACCUCCGUCCGGGCAAACCCCACCCGGCUGACCUCAAGCCAGGCAUGAUCGGCAUCUACCAUCUCCUCCUCCGCAAAUUCACCAUCCUCGAUCUCAACGCCGUCCGACAUCUCGAACACCAUCUCACCCGUGACCUGCGUCAUCCGAUCACCGCCCUCGGCAUCUCCCCCUCCGAAGCCCACUAUCAAUCCGUCUUGGCCAACCAAUCUGUCUCAGAACAAAUCGUCAACUCUUCCCACUGA